Messenger RNA from Apaloderma vittatum (bar-tailed trogon), 948 nucleotides. It is a transcript of the gene JMJD4, whose product is annotated as jumonji domain containing 4. The annotation marks the transcript as partial. Gene Ontology annotation, molecular function: histone H4R3 demethylase activity; sequence-specific DNA binding. The record is from RefSeq and is a predicted model, not a curated record. Lineage: Eukaryota; Metazoa; Chordata; Aves; Trogoniformes; Trogonidae. Gene Ontology annotation, biological process: protein hydroxylation; positive regulation of translational termination; negative regulation of gene expression. Gene Ontology annotation, cellular component: cytoplasm; nucleus. The transcript has 4 exons.
AGCUUUCCCCGCGCAAGAUGUUUAUACAACCCCCGUGUAUUUCUCAUCGGACUGGCUGAAUGAAUACUGGGACGCUCUAGCUGUGGAUGAUUACCGGUUUGUCUACAUGGGACCUAAAGGUUCAUGGACUCCGUUCCACGCUGACGUCUUCCGUUCCUAUAGCUGGUCAGCAAAUAUUUGUGGGAGAAAGAAAUGGCUGUUGUACCCUGCGGGACAGGAGGAGUUUCUGAAGGACCGCCACGGCAACCUGCCCUUCGAUGUGACCGCCCCUACUCUUCAGGACAGGAGCGUUUACCCUCGCUACAACCAAAGCCAACCCCCCGUUGAAAUUGUACAGGAGGCGGGGGAGAUAGUUUUCAUCCCCAGCGGGUGGCAUCAUCAAGUUUACAAUCUGGAGGACACCAUUUCCAUCAACCACAACUGGGUGAACGGCUGCAACGUGGCCAUCAUGUGGUGCUUCCUGCAGGACGAAUUAGCAGCUGUUCAGCGGGAAAUCAAUGAGUGGAAGGACCCAGUGGAUGAUUGGCACCUACAAUGUCAGCUGAUCAUGAAGUCUUGCACAGGUAUAGACUACAAGGAGUUCUACAACUUCCUCAAAAUUAUUGCAGAGAACAGGAUUUCUGUCUUGGAAAACGGCCUCGAUGACGAAGCUUCGGCAAAGAACACUCCCAAAGCUGCCAUUUCCACCUUGGGCAUGCUCCACGCGGUGUUUGAUUUAAAGAGGACUGUGAAGGUGUUAACAUCAUUGAGUGCUAAUGAAGAUUUCAAGAAACUAGACCUGACGUCACUCUCUCCACCUCCGGAGGCGUUGCUCCACCACUUGAAAGCAGCAAUAGAUACGGCGCUACUCUAACUUCCUAUUUAGUCAGUUCUUUGUAAAAUGAGCCUUUUGCAAAGUGGGUGUUUGUAAGAAGCCCGACUCCUCCCUGUUUAAUAGCUGUUGCAGUU